This is a messenger RNA of Cyphellophora attinorum, 1461 nucleotides long. Its product is annotated as CaiB/baiF CoA-transferase family protein. The coding region runs from base 1 to 1461 and encodes 486 amino acids. The record is from RefSeq and is a predicted model, not a curated record. The transcript has a single exon. Lineage: Eukaryota; Fungi; Ascomycota; Eurotiomycetes; Chaetothyriales; Cyphellophoraceae. Gene Ontology annotation, molecular function: catalytic activity.
AUGAGUGGCCGCGCCUCUCACUCGACAUACGAUACAAUAGCGGAGAUCUGGACCGCUGUCGGCCUGCCAUCGUUUGCACUCGGUGCCUUGCGACUUCCUAACGCCGAUAAUGUUGGCUUGCCAUCUUCCUAUAAGGUCGGACAGCUUGCACAAGCUACGAUUGCGUUAACAGCGCUGGCUGCGACGCUGAUACACACUUCUCGCCAGGGUGACCGACCUGCUGCUUUGCACAAACUCCCUACUGUGACGGUUCCUCUCGAUCAUGCUUGCAUUGAGUUCAGAUCCGAGCGCUUCUAUACCAUCAACGGUCAUGCCCCAGCCAAAGAGCAACAUGCUAUUGGCGGCCUUCAUAGUACCAAAGAUGGUCAUGUGCGGAUUCACGAUGGCUUCCCUCACCAUCGUGCAGCGGCCCUACAUCUGAUCGGCUGCCUACCUAAUGCGAGCACAGAAACGAUUAAACGACAGUUGCUACAAUACAGUUCAACCUAUCUUGAGACCAGAGCCUUUCGAUCUGGAGCCAUAAUUGCUGCUCUGAGAUCAUGUGAGGAGUGGGAUUCGUCACCGCAAGCAAGUGCUGUCGCAGAUUUUCCGGUCUUAAUCACGAAGAUUGCGGAAGGACCUGCUCCUGGGUGGAAAGCCCAUCUAGACAGCGGUGGUCGAAAGUGCCUGGCGGGCUUGAGAGUCCUCGAGUUCAGCCGAGUACUUGCUGCGCCAGUAUGUGGCCGAACUUUGGCUGUCCAUGGUGCCGAUGUGCUUUGGGUGACCAGUCCGAAGCUACCGAGCCUGCCUGCCCUUGACAAAGACACCGCUCGAGGCAAGAGAUCCAUUCAGCUAGAUUUGACAGACAAAAGUGACACGCAGACUUUUGAUACAUUGUGCCAGGAUGUUGACGUGGUUAUUCAAGGCUAUCGACCAGGCGCUCUUGCUGCCAAAGGAGUCAGCAAGGAAGAGCUGCUCAAGAAGACAAAGGGGGGUCUCGUAUAUGCGAGUCUCUCAGCAUAUGGCUCGUCAGGUCCUUGGAGCAAGCACCGAGGAUUCGAUUCCAUUGUGCAGACUCAGUCCGGGAUUAACGUAUCAGAGGCAGACCACUACGGACAAGGUGAGGCGUCGCGCGUUUUGCCUUGUCAGGCGCUAGACCAUGCAUCGGGAUAUUUUCUUGCAUUCGCAAUCAUGACCGCUCUGUAUAAACAAGCCACGGAAGGUGGAUCCUACGCAGUAGAGGUCAGUCUGGCAGGGACCAUGAAAUACCUGAAGAGCCUUGGCCAAUAUCCAGGCAACACUGGUUUCGACUGCACAGACGCUAGCAGACAAGCUGAUCUUCCAGUCGGCAUGCUCGAGACGAAGAUCUCCCAAUUUGGGUCGCUCAAAGCUGUCAAACAUGCUGCCACCAUUGAUGGCCUGGAAGUAGGAUGGGAUAGGAUGCCUCGGCCUUUGGGGUCAGAUGAGCCUCGAUGGCUAUGA